UUAUGUACAACCUGCUUCGCUAGUAGUAAGGAUUGUAGUGAGCAGAGUGAACACGGAGUUAGAAGUUCCAUAUAUCCUCUUUCAGUUUGGCUCCCGGCCAGUAUCCACUACACAUCUCUUUAAUAUUCGACGACAUUUCUUUGAACAAACAGUUUUCACCUUGUGAUUUCAUCUCUAACUUUAAUCUUCUUUAAACAAAACAGAAAACUAUUGAAAUUUUAUGUGAAGUGGUGGCGUGUUGGCUUAAUAGCGGGUUGCUCAUGAUAGUUCAUCAACUGAUAAAUUUAGCGCUAAACUCAGGAUGAACGAGUCGGCCAACAAGUUGAACAAGUCUUUGCUGAUGAUGAUGACGGCCGGAUACCAACUUCAUAAUCAGAGUAGCAGCACAAUAGAAGAUAAUGUCAUCUUCAUCGCCACGGCCUCUUCCAGCAAUUCGACGAGUUCGACUGGCUUUUACCAGAGCUUCCCCAUUUGUGUUUUGCCCAACGUUUCCGCCGCCAACAUAUCCGAGCCGGAGAAAUCCUACUUCCCACUCUUCGAGUUUGUCAUCAGUUUGGUACUUUUGAUUGUCGUGGCUCUACCGGGCCUAGUCGGCAAUUUCAUUUCCAUUUUCAUUCUCUCGCGACCCCAAAUGAGAACUUCUCUCAACGUCAUUCUGAUUGGUUUGGCGAGUUUCGAUUCGAUCCUGCUGCUCACAUCCAUUUUGCUGUUUGUCAUCCCGUCAAUUUACGCCUACAGCGGCGUUGGCGAGUUCUACUAUCGCCACAUCCACCCACUCAUAACACCUUACACGUUUGUUCUGGGUACGACGGCUCAGACGAGUUCGGUUUACUUGACGCUCACCGUCACGGUGGAGCGCUACAUCGCCGUCUGCCAUCCGCUUCGCGCACGUUCCUGGUGCACUUGCAAACGCGGCCGAAUGGCUGUCGUCAUUAUCGGAAUUUGUUCCCUUUUCUACAAUUUUCCUCGUUUCUUCGAAGUCGAACGCUGUUUGUACGUCGACAGCGAACUGGGUGAAUCGUGGAUAAUGCUCAUCCCGUCGCCGCUUCGCAAUGACAAAACUUACGUCACCUGGUACAUUGUGUCUCUCUACUUCAUCAUCAUGAAUUUCGUCCCCUUCACCUUGCUAGCCAUCCUCAACGGAGCUAUUUACAAACAGGUACGUAAAGCCAAUCGUGAACGCUCUUUGCUCACCAAUUCCCAGAAGAGGGAAAUCGGCUUGGCAACUAUGUUACUCUGCGUGGUGGCUGUCUUCUUCAUAUUCAAUAUACUGGCGAUGGUUGUGAACAUUUUUGAAGUUGCUAAUAUCCUGGUUGACGAAAUGACGCGCGUCAGCAAUCUACUAGUCUCCGUGAAUUCGUCCGUCAACUUUGUGAUUUAUUGCAUCUUCGGCGACAAGUUUCAACGCCUCUUUCUGCGCUACUUUUGCUACUGCUACUGCUGCUGCAGGAGGAGAAGACCAUCUUGUGGGAGGAGCUCGCCUGACAACCCGGACAAUUCAGUUUCCAUGGGCACCAAUCCUGGAGAUAUUCAUCGAGUUUCUACAUUUUCAAAUCGGUCCAACGUUGCGCCAGGGCGAUUACUUUCGAUAUCCCGCUUGCCGAGACAUACAGUUCGCUCAAAUGGAAACAUCAAUGGCUACAUCUGCACCACAAGUAGAGGAGGUAUAAGUAGCAUUAACAUUUCACCAGCGUCUCGCUCCGCAUCCGACUGUUCCGGGCAGCUCUAUCGCUCCGCAAACAGACAUCAAUCUCCAUCGCCUCGGCCAAGUCUCCAAUACGACGGCAACACGUAUCACAGCAGAGCGAAACUAUCCAACGCUUAAGUCGGGUGGGGGUUAUUGCAUGGAAAUAUCUUUUUUUUUUUUUUAUCGUGCGAUACUUACGUACAUUGAUACGAAUGUAACAAAUGUAUCAUUGCAUUGGAGAAGCUUUAUGCAGCCAAGGGCGGAAGCGGUCUUUCUAUUUAUUUAGAAAACGAAGAUCAAUCACGAUCUUUAUUUGCCAUAUGCAGUUAAACUGUCCAAAUCAAAU
Messenger RNA from Daphnia pulex (common water flea), 2033 nucleotides. RefSeq names its product FMRFamide receptor-like. The record is from RefSeq and is a predicted model, not a curated record. Gene Ontology annotation, molecular function: G protein-coupled receptor activity. The transcript is spliced from 8 exons. Gene Ontology annotation, cellular component: membrane. Gene Ontology annotation, biological process: G protein-coupled receptor signaling pathway. Lineage: Eukaryota; Metazoa; Arthropoda; Branchiopoda; Diplostraca; Daphniidae. The coding region runs from base 302 to 1825 and encodes 507 amino acids.